Molecule: messenger RNA, 1710 nt
Organism: Rasamsonia emersonii CBS 393.64
Lineage: Eukaryota; Fungi; Ascomycota; Eurotiomycetes; Eurotiales; Trichocomaceae
Exons: 6
Coding region: 1-1710 (569 amino acids)
Source: RefSeq, a predicted model, not a curated record
AUGCCGUUACUCCUCGAUCUGGCCUCGUUAACUUUUACCGCGGUUUCGCGGCGACGGUGGUCGGCUAUGAUUCCAUAUGCGGGAAUGUCAUUCUUGACCCAUGACACCAUUGGGGACCUGCUUCGUCUACCGAGUCUCGCUCCUUACACGACUAUUCCCAAUUCCGAGAGCCCCAGACAGAAGCGGGGCGGCAAAGCUCGUGCUCAACUGACGGCGUCCGCCGAACUGUUCUCCGGCGCUCUGGCCGGUCUGAUCUCCCAGACAUCGGCAUACCCACUGGAGGUGAUCCGGCGUCGCAUGCAGGUCGGUGGCGCAGUGGGCGACGGCCAUCGACUCAACAUGGCCGAAACGGCGCGCAAGAUCUGGCUAGAGAAAGGCUUCCGUGGGUUCUGGGUCGGGUUGACUAUCGGGUACAUGAAGGUCGUACCGAUGGCUGCGACCAGCUUUUAUGUCCGAUCGGUCGGUCGGUCGGUCGGUUGGUCAGAUUCUUCUAUUCCAGAGAUACAUGCAUGGGUGUUGUCGUGUCGUGUCGUGUCGUGUCAUCAUUCCAUCUUCCUCCGCGUUGCGUUGCAUUGGGAGGAUUCUUGGUCCUUGGACUAUCCAUUUUUCCCUCUUCAUGUUUUCACUUUCUACCUGCAUCCUCCUCCUCCUCAUUAUUAUCCUCAUCCUGCAUUAGAAAAGAAGACAGAUCAGGUCAGAUCAGUGAUACCCCCAUGGAUUGAUUGGAUGGAUGCGAGUUUGAUGGAUGGAUGGAUGGAUAUCCCGUUUGGACUCACUCGUUUGUUUACUCGCUCGUUUGCUCGCUCGCCCGCUCAAUCAAUCGUUCAAUCGAUCGAUCGUUCGUUCGUUCGUUCGAGAGAGAGAGAACAUACCAUACGCAGUACAGUCUUAGAAGAGAAGAGAAGAGAAGAAAAGAAAAGGGGCAUGUCUAGGGAGUGUAUUGGAUGUGUGAACAUUAUUGUCAUUAUUAUUUUAUUAUUAUCAUUAUUAUUAUUAGCUCGUUAUAUCGUUUCCUCCAUCGUCUUCGCGCUGCUUCAGAUCCAUAACCAAAGCCAUGACCCUUUUAAAACUCCCCCGGAGGACGUCCCCGUCAUCGUCGACGUAGAAAUCGAACCGCAAGGGAUCAAAGUCGAUAGGUCCGUACCGGAGGUCCUCGUCGUCUCCCGUGCGGACCAGCUGCACGUCGUGCUCCUGCCAAUCGGGUCGGUCCAUGACGACGAGCAGGGCUCGAAACAGCGGAUGCAGUCGAUAGCGCGCGUGUCGGGCUGGAUCGGCCUCUGGGGCUGCGACGUCCUGCGCAUCCAGCACCGUCUGCCGGGCCCGGAUCUGGGCGCAGAUGCGGCGAUGUGUCUCCAGGAUCUCGGCGAUGCCUCGCGGGCUGUCGGGCGCCUGGCAGGCCAGGAACUUGCAGGGAAACUCGCCCAGGGCGGCGGCGUCCGGGCGCGCAUCCCAGUCGAUCCUCUCGCAGAGAUGCUCAAACAUAGCGAGCAGGUCCCGCUGCGUGAGCGGCGAGCCUGGUCCCAGCGGUGCCGUGAUGUACGUGGCGCAUCCUUUCCAGCAGAAGUCGUACAUGGUAUCGAGCGGCAGUCUCGUGUGCCCGGUGGUCGCGGUGACCACGUAGGGCGACACAUGCAAGGUGCGCUGAUAGUCCAGCUGGCGCAUCAGGAGCAGGCGCCUUUCAGAUGUUGGAAGCAUGUGCAAAGCAACUAG